GCGCUAUGCUCUACCACGGGGCGAGCCUUUCGACUCAGUUUUAACGCGCACGCUAUAUGAAACGACAACUAUGCGUCGAUGUUCGCUCGCAGCCGAUAAUUAUUCAUAUCGGAACCGAUUCUAGCGACGAAAAUAGCACCGCCGGUAAACAAAUUCGCGAUUUUUAUUGCCGGCAAUAAUCUGUUUUUUUUUUUAUUAUUUUUUUAUCUGCGCUCACUCGCAUGUCGCUGGUGUCUCCGCGAAUCUUAAUAGCAGUUAAUCAUAGUUUAUUUUUACCGCGCAACGUGUGCUAAUAAUUGUGUUGGGGCCUCGGCGUGUUUCUUUUAUUUUUCUGUCCUAGUGAUCGAGUCGCGGUUUGCGGAAGUUGAUUCGCGAAUAAUUUGUCAAGUUAAUUAAGAUUAUUUUUGUUAGUGAGACAGUUGUUACCGGCGCGAACGGACUGCCGCUUUUUUCGGUAACUUCGCCGGGUUUUUUAAAUAAUUUUGGCGGGAAUACGAGGGAAGGUGUUAACCGAGGAGUUCAUACCGGACCGAAAGUUUUGAAAAGUGUUGAGCAUACAGCGGCUGCGGCGAGUGAGUGUUUUUUCAACGCGUUUUCGAGGCUAAGCGCUAGCUAAUGUUUGAACAAGUGUGUUUUCUAAUGGAUUUAUUUUGAGAUUGUAUUCAAAACAUAAGGAGCCGUAUCGCUUCAGUCAUACUUCGAGGCUAUACGGGCAUUGUCGAGGUGUGUCGCAGGGCGGUGCGUUGGGUCACAUACUGUAAACUUUAUAUAUAACGGACCAAAGUGAAGUUGUCUAACAAACUGCUAUAAUCAGUGCUUCCUGGAUGUGUCUCCAACGGGAUGAAGACGAUGGUUAUCUCAUAGAUGAAGCGAGUCCAAUGGUGCAAUUACCAAUACUGGGUCCGGAGUCGGCAUUGAACUCAACCCCAGGUGGGGCUGCCAAGCCGCCGCCUAUCAACUCCUUCGAGCUGGACCGCUGUUUGGACAGAGAGGAGACCGGCAGGUGGGGCGACGCGGCGCGACGUCGCCGGCGCAGCUCGCCGAGACGACCCUCCCCGCCGCCCAACAAUGAGCCCAUCUCCCUCACCAGGGCCUCAGCACCGACGUCUCCCACCGGUGGGUCAGCACAGUCCAGCCCAGCGCCAGUGUCCCCCGCAGGGAGCAGCAGUGCUCCCCCCCGCUCACCCCUCCCCCUGGUAGCGCCAGACCUGCUCGCCAUGCAGCUGCUAGACCAGCACUCACAGCUGCAGGUUUUGAUGAAGCAGCGGCUGUUCCAUCAACAUCAUAUGCAGAAACAGCACAUGACGUCAGAAGCAGCGAAGCGGCAGCUGGAACAGUCGCGGCUACAAGAACAGAUCAACCUCAACCUGCUCUCACAGUCGCAUCUACCGCCGCCCGAUACUUCGCCCAGCUCUCUACAACAACAGCUCGGAGCCCAGCAGCAACAGCUGGUGCAGCAGCUGCAGGCGGUGCAGAGACAGUACUUGAUGCACGCGCCCAUAUCUGUCCCGCCCAAUGCUCCGGCAGGGUUAAUGCUGUGGGGUGGCGAAAUAGAAGAACAUCCGUUGUUUGGAAGAGGAGUAUGCAAGUGGCCCGGCUGUGAUGCUCUGGCGGAUGACUUUCAGGCAUUUCUCAAGCAUUUAGAAGGCGCGCACACUCUCGACGACCGGUCGGCGGCGCAGGCGCGCGUUCAGAUGCAAGUGGUUGCGCAACUCGAGCUGCAACUGCGACGCGAGCGCGACCGCCUCGCUGCUAUGAUGAGACACCUGCACGCGGCUAGAGACAACCACCACGCGAAACUACCACACGGAGCUCCAAGCGAAGGGGCAUCCCCUGGGCCGGUGAGGCGCCGAGUUUCCGACAAAUCUGGAGUAGCGAUUGCCGGAGAAAUCCAACGCAAUCGUGAGUUUUACAAAACGGCAGACGUCCGGCCUCCGUUCACCUACGCAUCACUAAUAAGACAGGCCAUAAUAGAAUCUCCCGACAAACAGCUAACCCUGAACGAGAUCUACAACUGGUUCCAGUCCACAUUCUGCUACUUUAGACGUAACGCUGCCACUUGGAAGAACGCGGUGCGACACAACCUGUCGCUGCACAAGUGCUUCAUGCGCGUCGAGAAUGUCAAAGGGGCCGUUUGGACCGUGGACGAGGUGGAGUUCUACAAGCGGCGGCCGCAGAGAGCCGCGCACGCGCCGCCGCCACAGAUGCACGCCGGGUUCAUGGGAGCACAGAGUCCACCAAUGAUGACAAGCCCUCAUGGUUACUCCGAAGCUCUUAAACGAAAUCUUCAGGGUAUGAUGGAAGAAUGCAAUCUAUCGUACAUGUCCGGAGAUGACCACAUGAUGCAAAGUGACGAUUAUCCAUCUGCUCAUGAUGAUUAUGGUCGACCACCGAUGAUGAAUGGAUACGGCAACAGCAGUUCCUCGCACGACGUCAAGGCGGAAGACCUAAGUGGGAACGACGCGCAGGACAUCAAACCAAAUCUGUAUGCAUUAAAAAAUGAGAUGCAAGCCUCAGAUUAUACCAAUAAAGAUUAUCAAAGCUCCACUAAAGAAUCGUCGAGCAAUCGCUCCAGUGAAACUAGUCCAUACGAUGACUAUCCACGUUCCGAGGACAGAUACCGCGCUUCCAUAUCCCACAUCAAGGACGAAGCCGAGAACCUGUCUCUCAAUGAACAGAGAUCUGAGAAAUAAAGUCAAGACUUCGCAAACGCUUUCAUACACAGUAGAAGACUUGGCUGAUGACAGCUAUCAAUGAAAUACGAAGGUCAAACAAGAGGCUGAAUAAGUGUUGAUGAUGAUAAUUUGUAGAAUUGCAAUUUAGCAAAAUGAGAAUUAAAAUAUAAUCAACGAAUUAUUUGAAUUUAUGUGCGAUCGUUGUCAGAAUCGAUCGGAAUUCUGAACAUUACAGAUGUGAAAUUAUGAACUGAAUUUAUAGCAAUACGAAGUGAUUAUGUGGUAAUUGUAACAUGGACAUUUUUCGCGUAUUCUUUAGAGUAGUGUAGCAUAUAAUAUCACAGUAUGUAAUACGAUUUAUAUUUACGGGUUUAGAUCUAUUUCGUGUUUGAGAACGGUGUUUUGAUGUGUUCACUGUUGGAUUUUUAUAAUUAAAAUAUAAAUGGAUCGAUUUAGGAGUAACCAAAUAUUUUUUCUUAUUUUUUUCAGUUUUAUUUUUAUAAUUUGCCCGGUUUUAACGGGACAUUUGAAGUAUUAUAGGUUUAAAGUUCUAUUUUUUAUGAUUGUUUAAUUUCCUGUAUUUAAGGUAAAUACAUAGCUAUAGUUAAAUAUUUCGAAUUGUUAGAAGUUAUCUUAGUGUAAGUGUUAGGUUAAAAGUUGGAUGAAUAAUCGGACAAGUCAACGAUAGACAACCUUAAAAGGUCCAUAUCAAUAUUUAAAAAUUAUAUAAUCAUUAUUUGUAAUAAAGAAAUAAGAACAAUAAGUAGUGUUAUUGGUCUGUCGUAGGAUAAAUAUGGUACAUAAAAUUCUAAACACGCAUAGCGUUUUGGUUCAAAAUCCAUUCCUUGUUAGUUAUUUCAUGUUUCGGUUUAGUGUUGUUAUGUUUUUAUCGACAUUUCCUAAAAUCUACUUAAAAUCUGACAAGGACACAAAAUUUGCAAAGAUCUCAAGAUUUUUUUUACCGACCAGAGUUGCUUUUAAUAAUUAAGUACUAAAGUAUACGGAAUUGAUUUAUGUAUGAUCUGAUUAGUUAUUUUUUUUAUUGUUUUAUUUUUGUUUAAGACAUUUUCACAUGGCGUGCCAUAGGGAGGCACUUUUGCUUGAUUGUGAUUCAAUGGAAUUGUUUUAGUCUGUAUAUAUACUUAUAUAUAUUUAUCACGAUUGUCAAAUGUAAAUUGUUUAAGAAAUUUAAAUUCUAGGCUUAUGUAACGUUCACGUAUAAUAUAAAUGAUGCAUAUAUUAAAUCGUUCAUGUUGUAGGAAAAUUAGACGAAAAAAAAAAUAGUAGUAAAAUUUUCACUGUAAUAGAUAACCGAUUCUGAGAAUUGUUUUUGUUUUUAUAAUAAUAUUAUAUGAAAAUAAUAUUAUGAAUUCGUUCAGAAUUUUUUAGUGUUUCAUAAUAUUCUUGUAAGCAUUUAUUAAAAAUAAUAAUAAUCGUCAAUAGAAUUUGAUCGUGUAAUUCCGAAUAAUUAUUAAAUAAUAAUUAAUGAAAGGGUGGAAAAUACCAUAUCACAACUAUGUAUUUAUAGAAAAUAAAUAAAUCUGUAACUUUGAUGGAUAUAUUCAAAGCAUUUAAAAUAUUUGUAGGAAUAAUAUGUUGCACAUUUUCCAGUAAGUGACAGUUCCAAUAUUUUUAAGCGAAGCGAAUGUACAAUGGUGUGUACAAAAUAUUUUUUUUUUCAUUUUGUGUAAAAUAUAUAAUUUUAUUUUUAUUAUAUCUUUUUUUUGAGGAACAAGCCAAGUUUGUAUAGAAGCAAAUCUCAGCGAAUGUUUUCGUUUUAUUAUGAUUAUCUUAUGCCGAUGUACUGGAUCGUACUUAAUACACAUUGUUAUCAAAAAUAACUUUUCGUUCAUAAAUAUUUUUUGGAAACACUUUUGAAUUGCAUUUGGUUUAAACACAAAUUAGAUUUUUACAUACUUAACUUAUAUUUAGCUUAUUGAUACUCUUAAUUGGUAAAAUUAUUUUUUUUUGUUAAUAAAAAAACGAUACUACAGUUCGGGCGCUAUAGCAUGGUGCGGGUGACAGUUCGUAUUACUCUUGUAAGUUUGCCGCGAUUUACGAUAAUAGUACGUAAGUAUUACAAACUUUAAAAGGCAACUGUCACCUGCACAAUGCUACAGCGCACAUAGUAUACAGGUGAUUUUUGUGCAAAACUGCUGAAAUAUUCGGAUUAUAACCAAUCUAUCGUAGGAGUCUUUCUCUGAAAUAUUUUUUGUAUUAAAACAACUCAUCCCGUUCAUAGAAACUUAUGAUAACAUAACACAAAAAAACAGACUCAGACACGUUUUGCGUUAGUUAGUUUAGUGCACACAUUAUUCUGGGAACACAAAAAAAUGUAAGUUUAAUAUACCUUUCAUCCAAAAAAGGUGUUUUUUCAAAGGUCGAAAUCGAAGGCAGAGGUUAUAUCCACAAGGCAAGGCACUAGGCAUAUCAAGUUAAUGUGAGUGUCUCAAACGGUAAAGGAAAAACAUCGAGAGGAAAUCUGCAUACCUGAGAAUUUUCUUAAUUCUCUAUGUGUGUGAAAUCUGCCAAUUCGCAUUUAGCCAGAGUGGUGGACUCGUGGAGGAGACUCGUGCUCAGCAGUAAGCCGAAUAUAGGUUGUUAAUGAUGAAAUAAGCUUAAAUAAUUAUGUUUGCACAUUUUAUAUUAUAAAUGCGCAAGUAAGUUCGUUUGUAUUUGUUUGUAAACUACCUACACUGUUUUGUUAUUUUUUUUUCUGUAGAAGCAAGUUUUGUCUACAAGCGCUUUUGAAACGUCAAGGAUGACUGUUUACUACUGGUUCGGUAGCUGCAAGACAUUGGUAAUAAUUAUUUCAAUACUUCUGAUAUUGAGAUUAAGAUUUAAGGCAUUUUAAGGUCGCCAUUGACGGUCAAUUAUUCUCACGUUUCUGAAAAGCAAACGGCAGUUCCCACUCCGCAUACUGUACAAUUCAUGUACGCAGUGACCAACACACGAUCAAUUAUAGUCGUGGGUGCUACAGAAACGUGAAAAUAAUUGACCGUUUGUGGCUAGCGUAAGGUCCAUUUACCCUGAUAUGCAUGAAAACACAAGAAAAACACGAUAUUCCGUAAAAGAGUACAAUAAGCUUUAUAUACAGAUAAUAUACUCCUUUCAAUAUUUUAUUUCUUUAUUAACAGAAAGAUCUAGUGAUGUCCCAAUGAAAGAAAAUUUACAUCGAUAUCGAUAACACUAUAAUCAUAAUUAUCAAGAAAUAAUUCUGAUAGAUUGAUGAAUAAUAUAGAAAGGAAAUUAAUGGAAGGAGUAUAAAAAACGUUUUUAUUUUACAAAUAAUACAAUUAUGUUGGUGUUAAAGUUUGUGUUAUCCAUCUGGUCGCCCUUACUUGGGUGGACUCUGUGACAUAUUUAUUGAUGAUCAUUGUAAAUUAUACUUAAUUAGUGUUGUAUUAAACCAAAUCAUUACAAAUA
This is a messenger RNA of Bicyclus anynana (squinting bush brown), 6101 nucleotides long. It is a transcript of the gene FoxP, whose product is annotated as forkhead box protein P1. The record is from RefSeq and is a predicted model, not a curated record. The transcript has 18 exons. Lineage: Eukaryota; Metazoa; Arthropoda; Insecta; Lepidoptera; Nymphalidae. Gene Ontology annotation, molecular function: RNA polymerase II cis-regulatory region sequence-specific DNA binding; DNA-binding transcription factor activity, RNA polymerase II-specific. Gene Ontology annotation, cellular component: nucleus. Gene Ontology annotation, biological process: regulation of transcription by RNA polymerase II. The coding region runs from base 825 to 2693 and encodes 622 amino acids.